This is a messenger RNA of Trichoplax adhaerens, 1437 nucleotides long. RefSeq lists its product as uncharacterized. The record is from RefSeq and is a predicted model, not a curated record. Gene Ontology annotation, cellular component: cytoplasm. The coding region runs from base 1 to 1437 and encodes 478 amino acids. Gene Ontology annotation, molecular function: protein binding; ubiquitin-protein transferase activity. NCBI's taxonomy places the organism in Eukaryota, Metazoa, Placozoa, Uniplacotomia, Trichoplacea, Trichoplacidae. The transcript has 15 exons.
AUGGGCGCAUGUAGUGGAAAACAACACCGACGAGGCAACCAUCAUCAUAUCCGAACACGACACCAUUAUUAUGAGGAUAAAUUAGUCCUCGAUACGUUACAAGCUUUAAGAGAAUGUAGAGAACAGGAUGUACCUGAUUCCUUCAAGUUAAUCAGUUAUUUAGCCGAAGAAGGUAAGACAGGCUAUCCUUUAUGGGAUGCUUUGUUUCUCAUUCUUACAUCAUCAGAAGAGGGAUGGUUGAACAUAAUAACUUCGUACAUAUUUGUAAUAAAUUUGAAAAAACCGUUAGCAGCCGAAGUCAUUGGCUUCGUUAUUGACACUACUCCUGCGCCAAGUAGGAAAACCUUGCUUAAGUUAAUCGAAAUGCUAGAUCUUUCUACCGACGUGACAAAUAGCAGCAUUAUGGAAAAAUGUGGACGAUCGGAUGUUGCACCAACCACAGACAUCUUUAGAAAUGUUGCUAUAGUCAUUGGAUUAUUGGCUGCAAGAUUUCCAGGAGUAAUGUCGACAAGUAUGUUUACAGAAGGUGUACAAGAUUUUUUAUUAUCAAAUUUGGAUCCUUCUCGCCAUAAAUCGUUGAUCUUAUACUCUUUGAUCGCUUUAGAAAAAUUUGCCUUGGCAUCCGGGAAUAAGGAAAAGUUAUUAACAACCGAUAUAGCGCAACGUAUAAAAGUUUUAGAAGAGAGUUUUAGCGAUGCUACAGAUCCAAUUCAUAAACAAAUACAUUUUUGCUCUCAGUGGUUGCUCGAUAAUAUCUUAAACGUCAUGCUAAAUAGUGGCGACGCUAAUGGCCAUUUUAAAAUAUCUUCCGACGGAUUAAAGGCUAGAUGCGAUUCAGUUCUGUUCGAGAGUGUUAGGUCCACAUAUUGCCUCUAUUCAGGAGUAUGGUUCUAUGAAGUUACGGUACUUACAGAAGGAGUUAUGCAGAUCGGCUGGGCAACUAAGGACAGCAAAUUUCUAAAUGAUGAAGGGUUAGGUGUUGGAGAUGAUGAAUUUUCAUUUGGCUAUGAUGGCUGCAGACAGUUGUUAUGGCAUAAUGCUGAAUCAUGUCGUCACGCUCAUAAACGAUGGACACCAGGAGAUGUUGUCGGACUCCUGUUGGAUCUAAAUAAGGGCAAAAUCUAUUUUUAUUUAAACGGAGUGAAAUGUUCUGAAACGUUUCGAACUAAAAAACAAGGAUUUUAUGCAGCGGCAAGUUUAAUGGAAAUGCAACAGGCAGAAUUUAAUUUUGGAUCAAAACCGUUCAAGUUUAAACCACAAGGUAUCAAAUUUGAAUGUAUGAAUAGUUGGGCUUACUUAUCGGAAGAAGAAAAGCGAAUAUUGCCCAAGCCAUUCAAAAAGGACAUAGUCCUUGAAACAACCUUCGACUCGAAUUGUUGUGCCAUAUGCUAUGAUCAAGAAGCUUCAGUAGAACUCUUACCUUGCAGGCAUAGGUAG